CCUUCAAGCACAAGCUGAAGACACACCUCUUCAAGCAGCACCUCUCCCCGUCCCUCCCUACCUCCCUGUGAACCUUAAUUGUUGUCUUUACCUGUGUUACUUGUCAUAAGGAUGAUACCUUUGCUAGUUUGGUUUGGCUAGUUAUGGCUUUAAGUGGUAAGGUAGCUCUCGUAACAGGUGCCGGGCAAGGUUUAGGGAAAGGCUUUUCUGACAUUCUUCUGAAAAAUGGAGCAAAGGUAGCACUGUUGGAUAUAAAUGAAACGGUUGGGAAAAGCGCCAAAGCGGAUUUUGAUAAAGAGUACGGAGAAGACCGCACCAUUUUCUUGACAUGCGAUGUGACCUCAGACGAACAACUCAAAGAUGCAUUCCAGAAAACCAUCGAGAGGUUUGGCCGAAUCCACAUAAUGAGCAACAAUGCAGGGAUCGUGGACGAGACUAACUGGGAGAAAAUGGUGGCAAUAAAUCUGAAUGCAGUGAUUCGGGGCACCUAUCUGGCACUUCAGCACAUGAAGAAGGACACUGGAGGAGAAGGAGGGGUCAUAGUCAAUACAGCUUCCAUGGCAGGCCUGAGUCCGUCCACACUCUUACCUGUAUAUGGGGCUGCCAAACAUGCGGUAGUUGGGUUCAGCCGGUCUGUGGCAGACGCCUCGAUGAUGAGUGGGUAUGGCGUGAGGAUCAACACCCUCUGUCCCACUGCUGUCAAAACUCCCCUCCUUGAAGGAAUGUCCGAUGUGAAGAAACGCGGAUGGUUUCUCCACCUCUCCUACCUCAGUGAGGACAUAAGAGCGAAAUUAGGGAUAAUCGAGGUACCAGCGGUGGCUGAGGGGUUCCUGCAGCUGGUGAUCGAUGAGGACAAGAACGGGGCAGUGAUGGUGGUGAAAGAGGAAGGCUGCAGCUACGUGGAUUUUCCAAAGGAAUUCAUGCUUGAUCUAAAGGCCCAUAUUCCCUGUACUGAGCCUAAGCCCCCUUCCCAGUAAACUCCUUAUGAGUUUCAUUGAUUUUAAUAGAUGAUUCAGUAGAACAACAUUUUCACUAGAUGUUUCUGCAAGAAAAGGACCUGCACUGAGGACAUCAGCUGUGCAUUGCAUUUGGGGUGCCCAGUAGUGUAGUGGUUAAGGUACAUGACUGGGAUCGAUCCCCAGUGUAGCCACAAUAAGAUCAGUGCAGCUGUUGGGCCCUUGAGCAAGGCCCUUAACCCUGCAUUGCUCCAGGGGAGGAUCGUCUCCUGCUUAGUCUAAUCAACUGUACGUUGUAGAAAUAUAAAUGGCAUUGCACAUGAGAAACUACUGCAUGAUAUUUCAGCAUCACUUGUGUAGUGGAGAAUUGGGAGACAACAGGGAACAAGCCCAAGGUUGCGCUGUUCAUACAUGGAAACAAAAUCAGGGUCAGGUUAGAAAAAGAAUGCCUCUUGUCUAAUGGCCAAGUAUUCAUGUUUUUGUUUUUUUUAAAGAAUCAUGUGCCAGCAUAGUUACACUGAAACACGAAGCCAUCAGACCUGUUCAGGCUUUCAGAAGUCUGUUCUUAAUGUCACCCUAUUGAAGGCAAUAUAUCACACGAAUAAAUACCAUCCAUCCAUCCAUUAUCUUAACCCGCUUAUCCUGAACAGGGUCGCAGGGGGGCUGGAGCCUAUCCCAGCAUACAUUGGGCGAAAGGCAGGAAUACACCCUGGACAGGUCGCCAGUCCAUCGCAGGGCACACACACCAUUCACUCACACACUCAUACCUACGGGCAAUUUAGACUCUCCAAUCAGCCUAACCUGCAUGUCUUUGGACUGUGGGAGGAAACCGGAGUUCCCGGAGGAAACCCACGCAGGCACGGGGAGAACAUGCAAACUCCACACAGAGAGGCCCCGGCCGACGGGGAUUCGAACCCAGGACCUCCUUGCUGUGAGGCGGCAGUGCUACCCACUGCACCAUCCGUGCCGCCCAAAUAAAUACCAUGUCAUCCUUUAUGUUUUCAAAAAUAUCUUUCCCAGAAUUUAGUGAUAACACAAUAUAAAUGUGUUUAUGACCUUCAGAGAAACUAAAAGUCUUAACCUCCCUAAUGCAAGAACCUGUCAGACUGGUUGAGGCUUUAGUCAUCCAAGUGCAAUUUCCACGUAGGAUAAUUCCUACAGUACUUGAAGGCAACAUCUGUACGGCUUUGCCACUCCUAUUGCUGACAUCACAUCACGCAGCGGUCUUAUAUGAAACCUCACUUAUAACUCAAAUAUAGCUAUUUCUAACAGUAAGCGCAUUUGGCAAUUCAUAAAAUAUUUAACAAAUUUAGUUUGAGGUUGAGAAAUAACCUAAAUACAAAAAAUCUGCGGUGUUAUCGUUCGCACGGAGGUAUUGUUCCAUAGGCUUACUUUUUUUAUUAUUAUUGACAAAGUGAGAAAUGUGUGAUAAUUAUUAGUAAAGUUCUGAGGUAAAACGCUGAACUGAUUUCUCCAGUUAUGGCAUUAAGUGAUAAGGUAGCUCUUGUAACUGGUGCCGGGCAAGGUUUAGGGAAAGGCUUUUCUGACAUUCUUCUGAAAAAUGGAGCAAAGGUAAGCAUGUUUCUUCACGUUCGAAAGGGUCGAAUUGUUUUGCAGAAUGUCCGUCUUCUAUGGUGUUUGUAACAAUCGAUGUGUGUACUAAGGUGGCACUGUUGGAUAUAAAUGAAACGGUUGGGAAAAGCGCCAAAGCGGAUUUUGAUAAAGAGUACGGAGAAGACCGUACCAUUUUCUUGAAAUGCGAUGUGACCUCAGACGAACAACUCAAAGGUAGGCUAUAUUUUUAUUAUUGAUAUUUUACACGGACAGUUAUACCAAAAAAUAAACCCAAAUGUAAAUUUUGGCACACCCAGCUCUGAUGAUCCAACAGCACUUUUUGUUGUGUUUGCGACUGUAAUGUCAAAUGUAAUCUGGCACACAGUCGAUUGAGCUUUUUUCCGUUUCUUAAAAGGGAGGAUAACUCAGAUCCUACAGUCCUUUUACAGGGCGGCCUCAGGUGCUUGGCACAGGCAAUGAGAGCUGACGCAGAGAGGCCCGACAUAAGUUUCAAAGUGUCAGAAACAUACUGUAUAAAGAAUAGGUCAGAAACAUGGGGGAUUCUUGCUAACAUUACAUUAGCAAGAAUCACAUACAUCAUACAAAUAAAAUAAAUUCGUUCAGUUUUCAUUAAUUCGUUUUAUAUUCCAACAUUGACUUUACGUGUUCAGUGUUCAGACCUUGGUUAAAUGACACAGAAAACACUGCCUGCUAUUCACUUUCUCAUCCACCCGGAACUAAAUUCUUCACUGUUGUGACGACAUAUUACAAA
This is a messenger RNA of Conger conger (European conger), 3282 nucleotides long. RefSeq names its product 15-hydroxyprostaglandin dehydrogenase [NAD(+)]-like. Bases 144 to 977 code for a protein of 277 amino acids. Gene Ontology annotation, molecular function: oxidoreductase activity, acting on the CH-OH group of donors, NAD or NADP as acceptor. Lineage: Eukaryota; Metazoa; Chordata; Actinopteri; Anguilliformes; Congridae. The record is from RefSeq and is a predicted model, not a curated record. Gene Ontology annotation, cellular component: cytoplasm. The transcript has 8 exons.